GCUCCGCUUUCAUCUCGCAGUUUCGCAGCCUCCCUUUCGCGACCCGUGUCAAGUCCACCGCGGCUCGAUCGGAGGUGUGUGUGCAGUUUCCCCGUGUCUCGUUGUCCCCGGAUACACCGGGACGUCCGGCCCGGUUACGAUCGUUACUUUGUGCGGUCCCGGAUCUCGGGAUUCCUCACCGAAUCCGCUCGUCCCUCGCUCCGUCUUCGGGUCGUGCACGAUCCGAAUGCAUCGCCCCGCGCCGGAAAAUGGAAACCGCAAUUGUGACGCAUCCAGAUUUGCCAGAAAGAGAAGAAUAAAUUUUACGACAGACGGCCAUGCGAAUAGUGAGAAGGCAAACGAUAAGGACGAGAAAAAGAGGAUCAAGUGAAUGCAGAUGAAGAAGAUCGUUAUUCUGUAAAUUUUUUCCCAAUGUAAUUUGUAAGCCGCUAUUUUUUCAACGUAUUAUUUGACAGCUGAAGCGCGAGAUAGAGCGGCAAAAAGUACGUUUAAUAAUGUAAGGAAAGAGUCGGGACAGAGAGGUUUUUAUCUCUUUAUCACCAUGUUUUUAACAUUGCAUUUGAUAUCGUUACCAUUUAAAGUAAAGGUGACAGAACGACGAUCUCGUACCGCAUUAAUAGUCUAGUUCGACGUGAAAGCUCACAAAGAUGAAAUGACGUGCGUGGGCGAUUGCAUGUAUAUGUACAUAUAUAUAUACGCACGCACGUGAAAAUGUAAGGCUCCUACGCGUUUCCGAUGCAUUAAUCUAUCAGCGAGCAAUUUCUGCGUAUCUUUUUGAAGCGAGAGAGGGAAAACCGAAUUAAAUGCGAUAGAUUGACUCGCAAUUGGAUUAGUCGUGGUAGCGAAAUGUCAAAGGGAGACAGAGAGGCGGGAUGAUCGCGGAAACAAAAGAUCAAACGCACGCGUAAUCACCCGUGCGUUAGCUUUGCCCUUGGGCCCCUUGCCGCUCAUCAUUCUACGCGAUCGACGCGGAUUCGCUUGGACCGAUUGGAUCUCUUGGGUGAUGCAUCGGGAUGGCGGAAACGAUAGCACAGAAUCGUACAGCGUACGACAGAACGACGACGGCGGAAAAGCUGAAUCUCACGUCGAUGACAUUCCUUCCUUCCAACGUGGUCGCGGCCGCGUUCAACGCCGAGACGACUAAUCCGUCCGCAGCGAUGACGGGCGACCCUGCGGUCGUCACCACUAUCAAACCUCACCAUCGCGUCCACAACGUGACGGAGUAUCUCGUCGAGCAAGACGAGCUCGAUCACAGUAUCCUUGCCAACUUUUCAGACAUACAGACCGUUUUGCUUGCAUGCAUAUCGACGUUAUUACCGCUGAUCAUCGCCUUGGGGAUCGCCUUCGGCGUCAGGCACGUGUGGCGAAAGUAUCGGAACGACAGGGACAGCGGGAACGGUUUACCCUGGUACAAGAACGUCUGCAACCGCGAUAAUGCAGUCGAGUCGCAGCAUCAUCAUCCGCAUUCCGGAAAUGUUCCCGUUGAGGCUGCCACGAGGGUUCUCUCCGCACAAGACUUGGUGAAUGGCCUAGACGUACCCCGAUACAUGUGCGAGACCGAGGUGAUGGAGGACGUAAACGUUGCCCCGGCGGCGGCGGCCGUGAUGGAGUACACCACCACUUCCGGCAAUCAUACCAGCAAGAACGCGAACGGGAACAUCAUCACCCUCACGCUCAAGAACAAUCAUCUUAUCGUGGAAACGGAGGAACGUGCGGUAACGAUGGAAGAUAACAAACCCACGUCAAUAUACAAAGACAGCGGGUGUUCAUUUGUGGUAGAGGUGCAGCCAGAUUAUGACAAGGAAGAGACGAAGGGUAACAAAGGGUCGUCCGAUGAUGUGACUACUGGUGUCACCGAUCAACAAGCUCUGGUGCACAGGGAGGAAAUACCGGACGACAGAUCUUCAGCUUUCGAAAAUACGCGACUGUUCGGGAGCACCAACACCGGUCUGUCACAGUCAGAUCUAUCGAUAUCCAGCCAAGGUUCGGCUAAUCCAAGCUAUCGCUACGGCAAUCAAGUCGAAUACGAUUCCGGCCAUCUUGGUUACCCCAUGUACGGUGGUAGUUACGAGUCCGAUGUGCCGUCGAGGAAACUGGAGGGACGAUCGAAAUGGGUGGAGUUCGACAAAUCGCCGGAUAUAGACAAGAUACUGUUAGACGACUCCAGAAAUUUUACUAGUGAAGAAGAGGAGGAGGAGAACAAAAGUCCGCAGUUCUUCGGAAAAUCAAAAGAUAUGUCGUCUCUGCAAGAUGUUGUGAACGCGGUGGUACGGGAGGACUCGUUGGAUAUCGACAGUUUCCCAGAUGCCGUGCGAUCGAAUCCGAAUCUCCAAGUGAACGGCACGACGCCGAACAAGCUCGAGAUUAUGGAGCAGAAGGCUCUAAGCAACGACUUCGCCAGCAAGGCGGAGAACAACAAGCCCGUGAUAACCGGCGUGCUGCUGAAGGACGACGUUCAGGAGGACGCGUUCCAGGAGCAGCAGCGUAAACUGGGUAACGGCACGCUUACGCCGGAACACAAGGGGGACAGGACGGCGGCACGCAAGCCGGAAGGCAGUGUCUUCGUGCCGAGUCACAAACGAGCGGGCAGCAUCCCGCCGCGACUGAUCGAGGAGACGCUCGAGAUGGAUCGCAAGAAAUCGCUCGACAUCUACAAUAAGUACAGUCAAAUCAAAACGAGUACCAGGGGCAUGCUGCCGAGCUUGAGUCCGAAAUUCGAGCUGCUGCAGAACGAGGUGAGUCCGAUCGAGGAGAAAGAGAGUUAAUGUGCGCGCCAAUCAAGGAAGGAUCUCCCAUCCCCCGCCGUCCCGCUCCCCUCGUCGUCGCCAUCGGUUUCUCGACUGUGUGUCGUCGGGACGCAACAUCCUCGGGAUAAAUUGCAACGAAAGAUACUAGUCAGGGAUUAUUG
Temnothorax curvispinosus is the source of this 2908-nucleotide messenger RNA. RefSeq lists its product as uncharacterized. The coding region runs from base 1014 to 2765 and encodes 583 amino acids. NCBI's taxonomy places the organism in Eukaryota, Metazoa, Arthropoda, Insecta, Hymenoptera, Formicidae. The record is from RefSeq and is a predicted model, not a curated record. The transcript is spliced from 8 exons.